Messenger RNA from Alligator mississippiensis (American alligator), 7949 nucleotides. RefSeq names its product zinc finger protein 827 (gene ZNF827). Gene Ontology annotation, cellular component: nucleus. NCBI's taxonomy places the organism in Eukaryota, Metazoa, Chordata, Crocodylia, Alligatoridae. Bases 539 to 4549 code for a protein of 1336 amino acids. Gene Ontology annotation, biological process: regulation of transcription by RNA polymerase II. Gene Ontology annotation, molecular function: RNA polymerase II transcription regulatory region sequence-specific DNA binding; DNA-binding transcription factor activity, RNA polymerase II-specific. The record is from RefSeq and is a predicted model, not a curated record. The transcript is spliced from 14 exons.
UGCCGCCGCCGCCGCCGCUGCCCUUUGAUCCCUGCAUUAGUGUUAGUUAGGGGCUUGGAGACACACAGGGAGCAGCCAUCGACACCGCCGCACCAGCCCUCAUUAUUGACACGGCACAGAGCGCGCACACACACACACACACCCGCUCGCGCGGCUCUCCCAGAGAUUAGAUCCAUUUCCAUUGAGGAAUAUUGCGACCAAGGGACAAGCCAGGUGCACGACCGGGGGGGGGAGGGGGAAAAAGCCAACGAGAGGCAUCAAAAAAAAAGAAGAAAAAAAAAGAAGCAAGAGGACGAGGGGGAAAAAAAAAAGCAAAAGGAAAAAAAAAAGCCCCUGGUCGCAGGAGAAGCCGCUUCCACCUCUUCCCCCAGGAGCAGAGGACAACCACCCCCGCUGCCAGCCAGCCAGCCAGCCAGCCAGCCGGGGCCCCGCUUUGUGCCUGCGCCUGCCCCCCUGGCUGUUUGAUUUGAUCUCCCAGGCAAACCAAGGAGGAGAAUGUGAAGGAGGGAAAAAAAAGCCAGGAUAAGAAGGGGGGAAAAUGCCCAGGAGGAAGCAGGAGCAGCCCAAGCGCCUCUCAUCACAUGGUACUAGACAGGAGGAAGUGGAAGGUGAACUUAGUGAAGAAGAACGCUGGUUUGGAAACUCUUCGGAGACCCCCUCAGAAGCAUCAUAUGGAGAAGUCCAGGAAAACUUCAAGUUGUCUCUUGAGGAUAGAAUUCAAGAGCAGUCCACUUCCCCAGAUACUUCUUUGGGAAGUGCAACUCCUAGCAGCAACACGCUGGAACUGGGAGCUAUUGAGAGUGAGGCUCUAAGAGACACGUUACAGAGUAAAGAGCACCUUUCCCCUGAUGUGUCAUCUUUGGGUGAAGAUGAACCUCCUGGUCCAAAUAAGCCAUUGAGUAGUAGUAACCUGAGACGGCUGCUGGAGGCUGGUUCCCUCAAGCUGGACACUGCUGUCCCUGUCAAUGGCAGGGUUGAGUCCCCUGUAAAUCUUGGCUCAAAUCUCUCCUUCUCUCCACCUACUCAUCAUGCCCAGCAACUAAGUGUUCUUGCCAGGAAGCUCGCUGAGAAGCAGGAACAAAGUGACCAAUACACUGCAAGUAAUCGGUUUAUAUGGAAUCAAGGUAAGUGGUUGCCAAACUCAACCACUACCUGUGGUUUGUCCCCAGAUUCAGCUAUCCUGAAACUGAAAGCUGCAGCCAAUGCAGUUCUUCAGGACAAAUCACUUUCGAGGACUGAAGACACUGUAAGAUUUGAAUCCUUUUCCUCACCUUUUAGUUCUCAGUCUGCCAGCUCCACCUUAGCAGCUUUAUCAAAAAAAGUUAGUGAAAGAAACAUGACUCCUGGUCAGGACCACCCACCUCCAGCCAGUUCUUUCCUUUCCCUUGCUUCCAUGACUUCCUCAGCUGCCCUGCUCAAGGAGGUUGCUGCAAGGGCUGCAGGCACUCUUUUGGCUGAGAAGAAAAAGUCAUUGGUUUCUGAGGAUCCCCUGCAGCUUUCAGAGAUGAAGCAAGAGAAAGCAACUCCACCGCAGUCUUUGGAAUUAUUGUUACUUCCAGUCCCUAAGGGAAGAGCUUCUAAGCCCACGAACACAGCUUCAGAAGAAGAAGGAGGAAAACCUUUCCAGUGUCCAAUCUGUGGCUUGGUUAUAAAGAGGAAGAGUUACUGGAAACGACAUAUGGUGAUUCACACAGGUUUAAAGAGUCACCAGUGCCCACUCUGUCCCUUUCGCUGUGCACGCAAGGACAAUCUCAAAUCACACAUGAAGGUUCACCAACACCAGGACAGGGGAGAGACCUUCCAGUGCCAGCUAUGCCCUUUCACCUCCUCUCGCCACUUCAGCUUGAAACUCCACAUGCGUUGCCAUCAGCACUUCCUCAGGACAGAAUCCAAAGUGAAGGAGGAAAUCCCAGAAACUGAGAUCAAGGGGUCACCACAGCUAAAUAAUGACUCUUGUCCUACACAGAAGAGGGAAGGAGGAUCUGAGUUUAUAGGACCUGCUUCUGUGUCUAAAACACCUGACCUGGCUGGGCAGGCCAAUACUGGUGUCCCACCCUUAUUAGUAAAGGAAGAGCCCAAAGAUGACAAUGGCAUCUCAGCUACAUCCUUUGCUCUUAGCACUGUCGACAGAGCCACCAACAACAGAAAGCUGAAAGACUCCUCUGACUUUGUGGCCAAUACAGCCUCAGCAUUAUUCAGCCAGGACAUCUCUGUCAAGAUGGCGUCGGACUUUCUCAUGAAGCUGUCAGCUGCAAAUCAAAAAGAGCCCUUGACUCCUAAAUUUAAAGUGAAAGACGAGCCUAAGGAUGAAGAAACUGCAAGUUCAACCUUGUCUCAGUCCAGCUAUGCGUUCAGCCAGGGAUCUGAAGCCUCAGCCCCAAGCCUCCCUGAGGAGAAACUCAAGCCACAGGAAGUGCAGGCAAAUGUGUUAAGGCAGGACAUGUCAGUCAAGGCAGCGUCUGAGCUCCUUAUGAAGCUCUCAGCUGAAAGUUACAAGGAAACCCAGAUGGUAAAGAUUAAAGAAGAACCAAUGGAAGUUGACAUUCAUGAUUCCCAGGCCUCCAUUUCACCCAGUCAACCCAGCCAAAAUGUUGGUUACAGCACUUUAUUAGGGCGAGAGAUUACUGAACACAUACAAAAGGUACCAGAGGGCCGAGUGCUCCCCGAUAGAAAUCUCUUCAGCCAAGAUAUAUCAGUGAAGAUGGCAUCAGAGCUUCUCUUCCAACUGUCAGAGAAGGUGAGCAAAGAGCACAAUCACAAUAAAGAUAACACCAUUCGAACCACAACUAGCCCUUUCUUUUCUGAAGAUACAUUUAGACAAUCACCAUUCACUUCCAACUCAAAAGAUCUCCUGCCCAAUGAAACUGCUGUUCAUGGAAGGACUUCGGCACCAGAAACAGAAAAGAUAGGGCUGGAGGCAGGAAAUGGAUUACCCUCCUGGAAAUUUAAUGACCAACUCUUUCCCUGUGACGUGUGUGGAAAAGUGUUUGGCCGCCAGCAAACAUUGUCCCGACAUCUUUCACUGCACACAGAAGAGAGAAAAUACAAAUGCCAUUUGUGCCCCUAUGCUGCCAAGUGCCGUGCUAAUCUGAACCAGCAUCUGACCGUCCAUUCUGUGAAGCUGGUGAGUACAGACACUGAGGACAUUGUCAGCGCUGUCACUUCUGAAGGCAGUGACGGAAAGAAGCACCCUUAUUAUUACAGCUGUCAUGUGUGUGGCUUUGAGACAGAGAUGAAUGUCCAGUUUGUCAGUCACAUGUCCCUUCAUGUGGAUAAAGAGCAGUGGAUGUUCUCUAUUUGCUGUACAGCAUGUGAUUUUGUCACCAUGGAAGAGGCAGAUAUGAAGGCUCAUAUCAGCAGCAAGCACCCAGCUGAAGAGAGGAAGACACCCAGUGAAUCAAACAGCCCUUCUUCAUCUUCCUUGUCAGCACUUAGUGAUUCUGCCAACAGCAAAGAAGAUGCAGAUAUCGCCCAAAAAAACAAGGGUUCGAACAAUCUGGUAGUCAUUUCCUUAGUGCCUGGUAGCCAGACCUCAUUGAACAUAGAAGAGAAGUCAGAGAAAGGCUUUGAAUGUGUUUUUUGUAACUUUGUCUGCAAAACAAAGAACAUGUUUGAGCGCCAUUUGCAAAUCCACCUGAUCACACGGAUGUUCGAGUGUGACGUGUGCCAUAAGUUCAUGAAGACACCUGAGCAGUUAUUGGAGCACAAGAAAUGCCACACUGUCCCCACUGGUGGGCUCAAGUGCCCGUUCUGCAUUUACUCCACCAACCGCCCUGCAGCAAUGGAAUGCCAUCUGAAGACUCACUACAAGAUGGAGUACAAGUGUCGGAUUUGCCAGACAGUGAAAGCAAAUCAGCUGGAGCUGGAAAUGCACAUCCGGGAACAUCGCCUCGGCAACCAUUACAAGUGUGACCAGUGUGGUUAUCUGUCAAAGACCGCCAACAAGCUAAUAGAGCACGUACGUGUCCACACCGGUGAGCGCCCUUUUCACUGUGACCAGUGCAGCUACAGCUGCAAACGCAAAGACAAUCUCAACUUGCACAAGAAACUGAAGCAUGCUCCACGUCAGACUUUCAGCUGCGACGAGUGCCUGUUCAAGACUACCCACCCUUUUGUCUUCAGCCGCCAUGUGAAGAAGCACCAGAAUGGGGACUGUGCCGAAGAGGAGAAGAAGGGCCAGUAUUCAAACUCCAAGGAAGCCAGCCCUCUUCUCACAGUCAAUAGCUCCAGAAACCUCUUGUCACCCCUCUCAGUCAUGUCUGCCUCCCAGGCUCUGCAAACAGUGGCCAUGUCAGCUGCACACAGCAGCGGUGGAGAGCCAAACUUGGCAGUCAAGGCCUUGGCCAUAAAUGGCACUUCUCUGUGCUUGGAUAAAUAUUGGAAUUCUGAUUUUGCCCACCUCAUUCCCUUAACAAUGUUCUUCCCCAAGAACCACUUUGAUGUCACAUUCCAUCCACCCAGACCUCAGACUGCACCUGCAGGUGCCACCUCACCGAAACACUCCUUCCUCGCCUACCUUGGACUAACAGAAAGGGCAGAAACUGUCUGAAGACAGUUACAUUCUGUACCAAAAAUACCCCAACAAACCCAGCAGGUAUACGUUGCUGCAAAGUAUAGACCGAAGAGGUAUGAACACUUGUACUAUAUAUCAUUAGUAAGGUUUAGAAAAUGGCUCUGUGUGUAUACUUAUUGCAUUGACAUGAAAGCGGCUUUAUUAAAUCUUCAGAGAGGCAACCUACUGCAUAUUUCUACCUUCAGAGGCAUGUUCCCAGUACUCUUAUCUAAAAAACUAUUUUGUCUUGUUAAACUGAACAAGAGUGUCCUUAACGGCAAUCAGCACUUGUAAAAUUACAUGUUGAUGCAUUUUAUUUUUUGUGUGUGGGGGUGUGUGUGUGUGAGAGAGAGAGAGAGAGAGAGAGAGAGAAAAUGUGUGAGAAAGUCUGUUGUGUGCCAUGACAUUGCUUUUGCACAUCCUUUGUAUUUGGCUAAUUUAAUUAUUAAAAUGUUCCCUUUUUCCAUACUUGCCCCCUUUUCCUUCUGCCUCUUCCCAGAACUCUGUAGGGUUGUGGAGUGAGCAAUGCUUGGUUCAGUGAGGAUUGAUAUAUUAUUUCAGUGCUGCGUGCAGUUUCCCAUAGCAUGCUUCGUGCCUUGUCCUCAGAUCAUCCAUUGUAAAGAUUUGGGGAUGAAGGUGGAACAGAUCUGGAGGAAAUUACUUUCAGCACUGUAAGAUGAGAGUAUGAAAAUGAAAUGUGUGUGUAUACACACAUAGGGCCAGUUCCUUAACUGUUACACUGGUGUAACAAAGCUCAGGGUCUGGUCCAUGCAUCUUUUGUUUUAAAAGGGCAUAUAAAUAAACACACACACACACACACACACACACACUGUAUUAAUAUAGUGGAUACCUUUAGUUUGCAGGAACAACUUGCAUAACUAGAAUUCUAUGGUGGUUAAAUCCAGCAAAGGGGAUUAAAAAUGGGGGGUAUGGUAAACUCUGGGUAUAAAUGCUCAGACUAAAAAAAAAAAGGCAGUUUUGCACAGUGCUUUAGUCUUGCACUAGUUUGUUUCUCACUUGCGAAAAAAAAGAAGAAAAAUGUUUCUUCUGUGGGAUGAAGUAAUAUCAGACUAUAUAUUUGAAGAGGUACCGGCAGUUUCUUUGAAAUAUAAAGCUAUGAAAAGGUGCUGUUUAAUCAGACAGGUCUCCUUUUUUAUAUAUAUCCUCUAUUUCAAUUGUACUUGCAGAUUCCAUGGUCUUACCAAUAUUAUCCUUCAUGUUAUUUAGUAAUACUUUAUUCCCUUUUGUUAAAAGCUGAUAGAGUGUACACUGCUAGAAGGCUAACUUUAUACUUAUUUAAUGCUCUUACUUUGUGGUCAUUAAAAUGACAACUUUAUAUGUAGCACUUUAUUGCAGUAAGAAGCAAACGCGGAUUGGUUGCAGAACCUUUGUUAAUCUUGAAAUGCAAGCAACGAUCUUAAAAGAAGAAAAAGUCUUGGCGGAAUGUUAAUAGAUUUGGAUUUCUUAAGACAACGUAAUUUCUAGUGCAAAACAAGGAGAAAAGUCAUGAGUAAAAGAUGUUUUUUCUUGAAAAUGGAAGUUAUAAAAAAAAUACAAAAACCUUUAAAAUGUACUCAUCGCUUAGGGUCAUUUGACAUACAGGAAUGCUUUCAUAUUGUUUUGUUGUGUUCCAUCUUGGAAUUGGGUCGGGUUCUUUAUGUUCCAUCAGGUAUACAGAGUUCUGACUAGUUUUCCUCAGGGUGCCUCCCAACUAAGCCAUUAAGAAAGGUUGCCCAAAUUGGAAUUAUUUUGGUACCCUCACAUUAUUCCCUCCCUUGAAAGCAUUCUUUAUCUUGUAUACAUUUUAAGGGUCUUAAUUCAAAGUCCAUUGGAGUUAAUGAGUAGAGGCCUAUCAACUUCAGUGGACUGUGGACUUUGUAUCUGAUCGAUUGGUUAUGACAGUAUCAAAAUUAAGCCCUAAUUCAAGAAGGCAUGCUUAUGAAGAAAGGGACAUUAGCCAUAUUCUUCACUGUAACAUGCUUAACUUCCAUUGUGCUUAAAAUUCAGCUUGUAUGAAAGCCUUGUCCUAAAUGAUAAUUUAAAAGGACGUGAAAACUUACAACUAAGCUUAAAGGAUUUAAUACUGUUCCAAUGCACUGUUCCAGGCCAACCAUUUCCUAUUGUCAUUAGAAAACUGUCCUCUGAAGUCUUGUGAUGGAAAUACUCCCCUGUGCACCAAUGUUAAGAUACUGGAAGCUGUUUACUGUGCAGAAACACAGAGGAGAGCCUAAACUAUGAGCUGCUUGUAACGUAACAGUUUUAAAAUAACAAUGACAAGAUUUCCUAUCCAAUUAAGCUCCAGCAGAUAGGUUGUCCUAAUGAGCAUGUUGCUAUUCUAGCUGAGCUAUUAAGAAAAGUCACCUAUUCCAAAUCCUGUAGAAAUCUCUUGAUAGUUAAUGCACUCAACUCAGGGUCCUGUUUAUCAUUCUUUACCCCUUCAGAACAUCCAUCAACUUCAUCAGGAGUAUUAACAGAAUAGAAAAUGCUGGAGCUGAGCUCUCUAGUAGUAGGUCAUUCAAACUAACAACUGUUACAAGCUGAGUAACCUUUAGCAUAUGAAUUAGGCAAACAGGAGUUCAGCAGAUACAUUUGCAGGGUUUGAGCCCAUUCUAUUACGGAAAGCAUCCUUUAAACACAAAAAGAACAUUUGAGCACCAACAGAGGAACUACAGAUGUGUAGGAGAAAAGAAGCUGCAAUAUAAACCAAACUGCAAAAUAAACAGGGCUGGGACGUCCAAGAAUGUGUGUUAUGGAACUGGCAACAUAUUAAUGCCACGUGUUUAACAAAUUUUCACUCUACCUGUAUUCAAGUGACACAGUAAUGUUUAAUGGCAAUUUUGUUUAGCACUUUGGAAAGAGACAUUUAAUUCUUUCUGGUAAGUUAUACAAAUUUUCUGAGUGAGGAAAGGUGUGUUUGGAGGUUUUUAUUUUUUUAAGAAAAAUAGACAGUAUUUAUCAGAGCCCUUGCGUGUACAAUACCGGGUGAGCAGUUCAAGGCUAAAGAAAGGAAUGUUCUCUAUAGACAGCCCUUACCUAUUAAAGACUAACAGUUCUGAUAAUUCCCACCACCAUACUGCUAAUUUCAUACUUGUUUUCACUAUGCAUUCUUUAAUGAAGUUUGACUUGUUUUUUCCAUCCAAUAAUUCAUUUAAAGUUCUCAGCACUUUCUUUCUUUCUCUUUAUUUUUUUACGUGUUGUAUUAUGUUCAAAUAUCACUCUGUCAAGGUUUGUGUACAUUAAUAACAUUUGUAUUGUAUAAAGCUUUUUGCAUUAUAAGGCUGUACAGGGUCAUUUUGACAGUAACUGGUAUAUUCCUUUGCAUCUUAUGUUGCAUUGCCAAUUUCUAGUGUAUCCAGUUUGGAAGUACAAUAUACUCUAAUUAAAAAGGUUGGCUAAA